AGAGGACACAGGAGGAGGAGGUCUGAGAAAAGAAACACAGUAAAACUAACAAAAACAUGUCGUAUAUGAGGUUAGCAGCUUUCGUUAGGCGCAAUGUCAACAAAAUUUCCCCCGGGAAAUACCGUUCGACCGUGGCCUCCACCAAACUGAAGGAGGAGAAGGAGCAGCUGGACGGAUGCGCCGUGGUGGAGGCAGAGCCGGUGGAGCUGAUCCGACAGACCAAGAACAGCCCCGGCACACACACACAGCACAUACACGUAGACUUCGACAACACACAGGAAGCAUACAAAAGCAAGGACAACAUUGAACUGCUCCGGAGUCUGCUGGUCUUCAAACUGUGCACCUUUGACUUCCUCGUUGAAAAGAACAAAGAAUUGAUGGACCUGAGUAAGAAGUUGCUGGGUAACAGGAUGUUUGAGAAGAUGAUGAAGAUGACCUUUUAUGGCCAGUUUGUGGCGGGAGAAGAUCACAACGCCAUCAAACCUUUAAUUCGCAAGAACCAGGCGUUCGGUGUCGGGGCAGUUUUGGACUACAGCGUGGAGGAGGACCUAAGUCAAGAAGAGGCAGAAAAGAAGGAAAUGGAUUCAUGUGUGUCUGAAGCAGAGAGAGAAAGUCCAGGUGAUGAUCAUCGUGAGAAGAAGUACAAAGCCCAUCGGCAGUUUGGGGACCGACGUGGAGGCGUUAUCAGCGCUCGCACCUACUUCUAUGCAGAUGAGGCAAAAUGCGAUAACCAAAUGGACACUUUCAUCAACUGUAUUAAAGCCUCCGGGGGAGCCUCAGCAGAUGGGUUUUCUGCCAUCAAACUAACGGCACUGGGACGUCCACAGUUCCUGCUCCAGUUUUCAGAGGUCCUGGUUAAAUGGAGGCAGUUCUUUAACUUUCUUGCAGCGCAGCAGGGAAUAUCUGACAUGACAGUGUUGGAACAGAAACUGGAACUGGAACAGCUCAAGGAAAACUUGACUGAGCUGGGUGUCGGAGCCAAGGAUGACAUCGAUAACUGGUUUACUGGAGAGAGGAUCGGACUGUCAGGAACAAUAGAUUUUCUGGACUGGAACAGUUUGAUAAAUGACACAACAAAAAUCUCUAACCUUCUUAUGGUUCCAAACCUUAAGACAGGUCAGUUGGAGCCUUUGCUGAGAUCAUUUACAGCUGAGGAGGAGAGGCAGAUGAAGAGAAUGCUGCAGAGAGUGGACAUUCUGGCCAGGCAUGCACUGGAGAAUGGAGUCAGGCUCAUGGUGGAUGCAGAGCAGACGUACUUCCAGCCAGCGAUCAGUCGACUGACCUUGGAAAUGCAGAGGAUAUUCAACAGAGAGAAGCCGAUCAUUUUUAACACAUACCAGUGUUACCUCAAGGAUGCCUACGAUAACGUAAGUGUGGACGUUGAACUGUCCCGGAGGGAGGGCUGGUAUUUUGGAGCCAAGCUGGUUCGAGGAGCUUACAUGUACCAAGAGAGAGCCAGGGCCAAGGAGAUCGGUUAUGAAGACCCCAUAAACCCCGACUAUGAGGCGACGAACAAGAUGUAUCAUAAGUGUUUGGAGUAUGUGCUGGAGGAGAUCGACCACAGCAGGAAGGCCAACGUCAUGGUUGCAACGCACAACGAGGACACAGUGAAAUUUACCUUAGAAAAGAUGAAUGAGAUGGGCCUGUCCCCCACUGAAAACAAGGUUUACUUUGGACAGCUGCUUGGCAUGUGUGACCAGAUCAGCUUCCCCCUCGGUCAGGCAGGUUUUCCAGUCUACAAAUACGUCCCUUACGGCCCUGUCAACGAGGUCAUCCCGUACUUGUCUCGUCGCGCUCAGGAGAACCGUGGAUUCAUGAAGGGUUCUCAGAGAGAGCGCCACCUGCUGUCAAAGGAGCUGAAGCGCCGGCUCCUCAGUGGUCAGAUGUUCUACAAGCCUGUGUACUGAGUCCAGGAGCACAGAGACCACCAGGCCAGUAUCAUUCCAGGAGCUGGACUUGACCACUUCCUUUUACAUGUAUGUUAUUAUCAGGGUCGAACAGGAAGCAGCAGACGUUUGGACUGAGACUGUGACACAGACUUUUAUUCUGAAGUCUGAAAAACACUAACCUGAACCUGCUGUUGGUGUUUGAGUAAAGAUUUAUAAUUUAUGGAAGAAAGAAUCCAGUGAGAGUUGGUCAGGUUUGUUAAUAUAUUAUAAUAUUAACUAAUAUUAUAUUCUAAUAUUAGUUAAUAUUCUAUUAUAAUAUUAGUUAGUAUUCUAUUAUAAUAUUAUUUAAUAUUCUAAUAUAAUAUUCUAGUGGGGGCCGGUGUUCAGUCCAGAGGCACUGAAAUCUCUGCUCUGCUCUGAUAAUCUUGAGUAUUUAUGACCAUGUAACAUGGCUGACCUUUGUAUAUAAACUUAUUUUAUUUACUGUUGUUUAUGGAGUGAAAUUUGUGACAAGUUUUGUUAAUUUAGAAAAAAAAAAAUCAAACAAAAACUUGCCAGUAGCACUUGAAGUUUUGGUGAGCUCUAAAAGUACUACAAUAUAUUCAACAUAAAAAUGAGUGAAAGAAAACAUUUUUUUAUUUCCUCAUUUUUCAAAUUCUAAAAACCUUUUCAGUUGGAUUUCUAGUCGUUUCUGUAUUUGUCUAUAUUAGUGUGUUAGGCCAUUUAAAAAAUUAUUUUACUUUUUUCAUUUGAAACUGAAAAAUAUGUAUUUACAACUUCAAAGCACCUUUGAAAAUAAAUACUUAAAAACAAACUGUAAAUAUUAUCAGAGCUAAAGGAUAAUGAGCAGGACCGUAGUACUUUUCAGAGUUAAAGAUCAGAACCUGAAGUCAGUUUUAGCCUUUUUUUUUAAAUUUAAAUGUUCUUUUUUUUUCUUAGAUUCUGUGUAAUCCCUGUCUUUGUGCAGUGACAGGUUUGAACAGUUAGAACCCAAAGUAUUCAAAGUGCCUUAAAACUGUCUUAUAAUUGUCGCAGACUUGUACUGUACUUUUUGUGGAUCUACUCCUCAGAGGGGACUGGAAAUGAUUAAACAUUUAUAUAUAUAUAAAAAUGUUCUAUUGAUCUACCAGAGGAUUUUGAUCCUGUCCUUUUUAUUUCAUGUCCAUUUUAAUCACAUAAUGUACAGAUUAAACGUCAUGUGUUGAAUGUUAAUUGAUGGUUUGUUGUUGAUAAAUGCAUAAAUAGUGAAUGUAGUAACACCAGCCUGAAUGGAUGGUUUUAUUUUGACCCAAAUUUCCAAAAAGUUCAUCUAAACUGAAAUCUAACUGAAUCUAAACUAACUGAACCCCUUUUCCAAAUAUUCGGUGUCAGUGUCUAAAGGACAGAAAACAGAAUGUGUCAGACUCAGUACGUCGUUGUUAGUAUUGGUGUAUGUGAACAGAUCCGUGAGCCUCCACUCCACCCCCACCCCCCCCCCGCUCCACCCCACCCCUCCACUGUGCACAGGUUCAGCUUUUAGCACCAACUAAACAAACUCCUGUGCAGUUAAAAGCCUGACAGAUACACAGAGCUGUUACAGGGCAUGAUUCACGCCUGAUGUGCUUUAAUAGCAGAUGUUCCAGAAUAUCCAUCCUCUGAAGUGAAGACCUGCUCUGUUCAUCACACAAACACACACACAAACACAGCAGCAGAUGGUCAGACCAAAGCAGGAGGACACUGUCAGAGCUGCUGUUGAACAGGGUUUGAAAAACACCACGUUUACGCCUGUGAUUUUAAAGAACAUCACAGAAAUACUAGAAGAACACCUGGACUGUUACGGAAAAGUUGCAGUAGGUGAAGAAAUCAACCAUGGAUUCAGUUAUAAGAAGGAUUCAGAAAGGUUAAUAAUAAUAAUACUGCUACUACUACUACUAAUAAUAACAAUAAUAAUAACAACAAUAACUAAAUCUAAUCCAAAAAUCCAUUAAUAAUAACAGUAAUAAUAACAAUAAUAAUAAUAACAAAUCUUAUUUUUAAGGGCCUUUCAUGAAACACAAGGACACUGUACAACAAAGGAUAAAAAAACUAAAAUAUUUGUUCAUAUCUUCAUGUCUAUAAUUUUUACAUUUAACAAAUCCAUCCCGUGGACCGGACUGGACCCUUUGGCGGUCCACAUUUGGACCCCGGACCACAUGUUGGACACCUGUGCUCUGUACACACAUGCUGCUUUUAUUAGAAUGUUAAUGUUCAUGUUUUUAGGAAGUAAAAGUGCCUUCAUUCAAUGACUGCUGGAAACUAAUGAGUGUAUUUUGUGUGUUGUUAAUUAUCGUUUUUCAUAUUUUCAGUCAGUCCUCUCUGUGGCGUGUCUGUCAAACAUUAAUGUUACAGGUGUAAUAUUGUGUAAUUAUUGAAAAAAAUUACUAAAAUAAAAUAAAU
Molecule: messenger RNA, 4304 nt
Organism: Sphaeramia orbicularis (orbiculate cardinalfish)
Lineage: Eukaryota; Metazoa; Chordata; Actinopteri; Kurtiformes; Apogonidae
Gene: prodha
Product: proline dehydrogenase (oxidase) 1a
Exons: 14
Coding region: 57-1907 (616 amino acids)
Cellular component (GO): mitochondrion
Molecular function (GO): FAD binding; proline dehydrogenase activity
Source: RefSeq, a predicted model, not a curated record